Molecule: messenger RNA, 1269 nt
Organism: Chrysochloris asiatica (Cape golden mole)
Lineage: Eukaryota; Metazoa; Chordata; Mammalia; Afrosoricida; Chrysochloridae
Gene: SERPINA3
Product: serpin peptidase inhibitor, clade A (alpha-1 antiproteinase, antitrypsin), member 3
Exons: 4
Coding region: 1-1269 (422 amino acids)
Biological process (GO): negative regulation of endopeptidase activity
Molecular function (GO): serine-type endopeptidase inhibitor activity
Source: RefSeq, a predicted model, not a curated record
AUGGAGAGCAUGCUACCCAUCCUAACUCUGGGGCUGUUGGUGACCGGGCUCUGCCCUGUUGUCCUGUGUGACCCGGGCACCAUACUCAGCAGGGAGAAUCAGACCUUUGAAGACAAGACGACCCAUGUAGACAGCAGCAGACUCGCCUCCAGCAACAUCGACUUCGCCCUCAGUCUUUAUAAGCAGUUGGCUUUGAAGACCCCCAACAAGAAUGUCAUCUUCUCACCCGUGAGCAUCUCCACGGCCUUGGCCUUUGUGUCCUUGGGGGCCCAUGGUACCACCCAGACAGAGAUUCUUGAAGGCCUGAAGUUCAACCUCACAGAGAUCUCUGAGGCCGAAAUCCACCAGAGCUUCCAGCACCUUCUGCACCUCCUCAACCAGCCCAGCGACCAGCUGCAAUUGAGCAUGAGCAACGCCAUGUUCCUCCAUGAGCAUCUGAAUCUGCUGGAGAAGUUCAAGGAGGACGCCCAGGCACUGUACGGGGCUGAGGCCUUCAACACCAACUUCCAGGACACCGCCACCACCGAGACACUCAUCAACGACUAUGUGAAAAAGAAAACCCAAGGCAAAAUCGUAGACUUAGUCAGCAACCUUGACCCCCACACAGUGAUGAUGCUGGUGAACUGCAUCUUCUUUAAAGCCAAAUGGCAGAGCCCUUUUGAUCCUCAAGAUACAUACAAGUCCAAGUUCCGUGUGAGCAAGAGAAAAACCGUGAACAUUCCCAUGAUGAACAUCGAGGAUUUGACCACACCUUACUUCCGGGAUGAGGAGCUCUCCUGCACCGUGGUAGAACUGAAAUACACUGGCAAUGCCAGCGCACUCUUCAUUCUUCCCGAUGAGGGCAAAAUGGAGGAAGUGGAAGCCAUGCUGCUCCCGGAAACACUGACAAGGUGGAGACAGUCACUCCAACCCAGACUGAUCCAUGAGCUCUACUUGCCUAAAUUCUCCAUCUCCAGCAACUAUAAUCUGAAAGAUGUACUUCCCCAGCUGGGCAUAAAGGAAGUCUUCAGCCAGCAGGCUGACCUCUCAGGAAUCACAAAGGACCAGAACGUGAUGGUCUCCCAGGUGGUCCAUAAGGCUCAGAUUGAUGUGGCUGAAUUGGGUACAGAAGCAGCUGCUGCCACAGGAGUGAAAAUGGUCCCUAUGUCUGGAAGAUUGGGCCCACUGACCAUUCUGCUCUUCGACAGACCUUUCCUGACUAUCAUCGUCUCCAAAGAGCAACAGGACAUCCUCUUUCUGGGCAAAGUCUUCAACCCUAAGGAAGCCUAG